UUAUGGCUUAUGUUUAUACUUUAUCUCUUUAUUAUAGGGUCCAUUGCCAAAGGAAGACUUUAAUACCAAAGAUACAAAGCCGAGUUGCCUGCAGAACAAAUGAACAACUCUGGUUUGGGGAAGACCUUUAUAGUGUUCCUCUCACACACACACACGUCUAAGUUAUUGGGGGUUACCAUUAUAACUUGAAACAGAUGUCUGACCUCAGCAUGCCUAGCUGAUGACAUCAUUGAAACUUCUCCAUGAACCAUAUGAUGUCAUGGACAAACCUACAGUACAUCUUCUAAAACCAGAUGAUGUCAAAGACAAUUGUCCAGUUUCAACUAAAAUGUUAAUUAAUUCAAUGGAAACUUUAAAGAGAUUUCAAGAACCAGAUGAAGCCAGUCCUUCAGAGGAUCCUCCAAAAACAGAUGAUGCCACGGACAGUCCUUCACAGGAUCCUAAAACAGAUGAUGCCACGGACAGUCCUUCACAGGAUCUUCCAAAAACAGAUGAUGACACUGACAGCCCUCCAGAGGAUCUAACAAAAAAAGAUGAUGCCACAGACAGCCCUUCAAUGGAUCUUCCAAAAACAGAUGAUGCACAGAAUCUUCCAAAAACAGGUGAUGCCACUGACAGCCCUCCAGAGGAUCUAACAAAAAAAGAUGAUGCCACUGACAGCUCUCCAGAGGAUCUAACAAAAAAAGAUGAUGCCACAGACAGUCCUUCACAGCAUCCUAAAACAGAUGAUGCCACAGACAGCCCUCCAGAGGAUCUACCAAAAAAAGAUGAUGCCACAGACAGUCCUUCAGUGGAUCUUCGAAAAACAGAUGAUGCACAGAAUCUUCCAAAAACAGAUGAUGCCACUGAUAUCCCUCCAGAAGAUCUAGUAAAAAAACCAGAUGAAGCCACGGACAGUCCUUCAGAGGAUCCUCCAAAAACAGAUGAUGCCACGGACAGUCCUUCACAGGAUCCUAAAACAGAUGAUGCCACGGACAGUCCUUCACAGGAUCUUCCAAAAACAGAUGAUGACACUGACAGCCCUCCAGAGGAUCUAACAAAAAAAGAUGAUGCCACAGACAGCCCUUCAAUGGAUCUUCCAAAAACAGAUGAUGCACAGAAUCUUCCAAAAACAGGUGAUGCCACUGACAGCCCUCCAGAGGAUCUAACAAAAAAAGAUGAUGCCACAGACAGUCCUUCAGUGGAUCUUCCAAAAACAGAUGAUGACACUGACAGCCCUCCAGAGGAUCUAACAAAAAAGGAUGAUGCCACUGACAGCCCUCCAGAGGAUCGAACAAAAACAGAUGAUGCCACGGACAGUCGUUCAGAGGAUCCUCCAAAAACAGAUGAUGUCACAGACAGUCCUUCACAGGAUCCUAAAACAGAUGAUGCCACGGACAGUCCUUCACAGGAUCUUCCAAAAACAGAUGAUGCCACUGACAGCCCUCCAGAGGAUCUAACAAAAAAAGAUGAUGCCACUGACAUCCCUCCAGAGGAUCUAACAAAAACAGAUGAUGCUGUGGACAGUCCGCCAAAGGAUCUUCCAAAAACAGAUGAUGCCAUGGAUGGCCCUCCACAGGAUCUUCCAAAAACAGACGAUGCCAUGCAAAAUCCCUCAGUGAAUCUUCAAAAAUCAGACAAUGUCAUGAAAUGUUCUUCAAGAAAACAUCAAGAGCCAAGUGUAAUUUGCGCUCCUAUUAUGAAACAUGUAACACAGCCAAAGAAAAUGAGACAUGAUCAUGCAACUGGAAGUGUAUCACAUGUUCUUUCAGGUGAAUUGUCUCAAAGCAUUACUGGUAAGAAAACACAGCCCUAUCUCAUCACAAAACAUGGCUGGACAUCCUGGAUGUCUUCUUCAAAUAGAUAGCAUCAUGGAUUCUAGCAAAUAUCAACUGAUAAAAAAUCUAAUCCCAACUGUCCCUGUUAGAAGUCAUAAAAGGGGCCUAGGUUGUAUCUUUUA
Triplophysa rosa is the source of this 1939-nucleotide messenger RNA. RefSeq names its product cell surface glycoprotein 1-like. Lineage: Eukaryota; Metazoa; Chordata; Actinopteri; Cypriniformes; Nemacheilidae. The record is from RefSeq and is a predicted model, not a curated record. The transcript has 3 exons. Bases 221 to 1846 code for a protein of 541 amino acids.